Molecule: messenger RNA, 2192 nt
Organism: Cyanistes caeruleus (blue tit)
Lineage: Eukaryota; Metazoa; Chordata; Aves; Passeriformes; Paridae
Source: RefSeq, a predicted model, not a curated record
CCCAUCCCGGCUCGGACCCUGCUGCCACGGAUGCCCGGCGCUGGGCAGUGCUACACCCCUGUUUGGCCAAGGCUGUCCUGGAGCCUCGGGGCCAAAGGGUGACGUGCCCGGCCCCACGUCUCCAGCAGAUACGGUUUUGAUAAUAGAGGGAGGGGUCGCGAAGCGCCCGGGCUGGGCCACAGUGCCACCACCACUGCAAAUAUUAGUUUUGGCCCCAUACAGGGUGUGGGCUCUCCCUGUGGCAGCCAGCUCCCAGAUAGGGCUGCCGGCCCACAUCCCUCUUUCUGGAGGAGUGGGUCUUGUCCCCUUGCAAACCCUUGGGCUGGCAGCCCCAGGGCACAGGAGCCCCUCGCAGCAGUGGGGGGCAGAUGCCCUCUCUGGGCCCAGCUGGGGUCCCACACACAGGCAGUGCUGCACCCUGACAUUUGCCCCACAGCAUCUCUGGAGCUGUCUGUAAUUUUUCGGGAGCUGACAUACUAAAUUGCUGCUCUUGGGUGUCCAUGGGAGGCAGCUGAAGCCAGGCUGAGCAGGAGCAGCAGCACUUGGUGCAGGACUUGGCCUGGUCAGAGGCUGCUGCUCUGCUCCACUCUCAGCUCCUGAGGGCACUACCAAGGCAUGGAGGGGCUGUGGGUGCAUGGUGUCCUGCUGAUCUUCCUGCUGCCCUGCCCUGUGGGGAGCCAGACCAGCUCCAUCCCUGGCCAGCGAUGGUGGACAGACCCCGAUGAGGCCCCAUCCCAGCACCAAGCUGCCAGGACCACACAGGAGCAGAAGGCUGAGGAUGCCCAGGAGGGGCUGCCCCCACAGCCCCGCUGUGUCCGCUGCUGCCCCCCACCCGAAAAGCGCUGGUACCCCCAGUCCCAGCCCAUGCCUCAGAUCAACAUGACCAUCCUGAAAGGAGAGAAGGGGGACCGCGGUGAGCGUGGCAUGCAGGGCAAGUUUGGCAAGACGGGGGUGGCCGGCAGCAGGGGCCACGCAGGGCCCAAGGGACAGAAGGGCAGCAUGGGCGCCCCCGGGGAGCGCUGCAAGAGCCACUACGCCGCCUUCUCUGUGGGCCGCAAGAAACCCCUGCACAGUAACGACUACUACCAGACCCUCAUCUUCGACACGGAGUUUGUCAACCUCUACGACCACUUCAACAUGUUCACGGGCAAGUUUUACUGCUACAUCCCCGGGAUCUACUACUUCAGCCUCAAUGUGCACACCUGGAACCAGAAGGAGACGUACCUGCACAUCAUGCGCAACGGGGCGGAGGUGGUGAUCCUCUACGCCCAGGUGAGCGACCGCAGCAUCAUGCAGAGCCAGAGCGUCAUGCUGGAGCUGAAGGAGCAGGAUGAGGUGUGGGUGCGGCUCUACAAGGGUGAGCGUGAGAACGCCAUCUUCAGCGAUGAGUACGACACUUACAUCACUUUCAGCGGCCACCUCAUCAAGUACAGUGGGGACCCCUGAGCACCAGGCCCCUGCACUCCUCCUGUGCCAGGCCAGGUGGCCAAGGAGCCCCUGUCCCUCUCAUCCCAGGAGUGCCACCCCCAUUAUGCUGUUAGUCACCCUAGUGCCACUACCCCCAGCAGCUGCACCAGUGUGUGAAUUCCCUCACUCCAGCGUCUCAAGGCUAGCUAGACACAAUUGGAAGAGUUGGAGCAAUUUUAAUCCCCUGCCACUUUAGUGACCAGGAAGCAGCUGCUCACCUGGGGUGGGCAGGGAGCUCAGCCCCUGUCCCACACCAGAGCCAGGUUUGCCAGGCACAGCCUGAGCUGGCCGCAGCGGAGCAGUGUGCGAGGCAGAGCAGACACUUGCACCGUGUCUCUCCUCGUGCCAGCCCGUGCUCCCCGGCUGGAGCGGGCAGAGGGUGCUCAGCACCAUCCGGAAAGGCAUAAACCACUAAGGGCCCUCUUUCCUUUCACGGUGCAGGUGUUGCAGUGCGGGGCCGGGUACCCCUGUGGGGAGGGAAUUGCGUCAGUUCCCUCUGCAGAUUCCGUCACUGCUCGCCGCAGCCUCUGCUCAGGAAGGGCUCUCUCCCCACCAGCAGCUCUGGGCGGGGGGGCCUUUGGCCUCAGCCACUUCCUCUUCCGUCAGGUUAUGUGCUGGCCAGGCUGCGUGUUUGUGUAGAUGCAGCAGUAGCAUGGGCCAGCAUGCUGACCUCUCCAUUCAGCUCAUACCGCAUUAAACACCUCACAUUUCCAGCCUUGCUCACA